This is a messenger RNA of Chenopodium quinoa (quinoa), 2253 nucleotides long. RefSeq lists its product as uncharacterized. Gene Ontology annotation, biological process: DNA integration. The transcript has 4 exons. The record is from RefSeq and is a predicted model, not a curated record. Gene Ontology annotation, molecular function: nucleic acid binding; zinc ion binding. Bases 1 to 2253 code for a protein of 750 amino acids. NCBI's taxonomy places the organism in Eukaryota, Viridiplantae, Streptophyta, Magnoliopsida, Caryophyllales, Amaranthaceae.
AUGUCGGACCUUGCCAAGCUCGAAUUUGUGCCCCUUGAUAUUACCGGAAAGAAUUAUUUAUCAUGGGUGUUAGAUGUUGAAAUACACCUAGAUGCUAAAGGGCUUGGUGAAACAAUAAAAGAGGCUAAUAAGGCAACACCUCAAGAUAAGGCUAAAGCCAUGAUUUUUCUUCGCCAUCACCUCCAUGAAGGGCUCAAAAAUGAAUAUUUAACUGUGAAAGACCCACAAAUCCUUUGGAGUAAUCUAAAGGAAAGGUAUGACCACCAAAAAACAGUGAUACUCCCUAGAGCUCGUUAUGAAUGGUUGAAUUUGAGAUUGCAAGAUUUUAAAUUUGUUAGUGAAUAUAACUCAGAUAUGUUUAAAAUAACUUCUCAGUUGAAAUUAUGUGGAGAAAAUAUUACUGAUGCAGAAAUGCUUGAAAAGACAUACUCCACUUUCCAUGCUAAUAAUAUUGUCCUGCAGACACAGUAUAGAGAAAAAGGUUUUAAAAAAUAUUCUGAAUUAAUAUCUUGUCUUCUUGUGGCUGAGCAAAAUAACGAGCUAUUAAUGAAAAAUCAUGAAUCACGUCCUACUGGCUCUACUCCAUUCCCUGAAGCGAAUGUGACAACCCAUAACGGGAAAGAAACUAAAAACAGAGACCAUUCCAGCAGUAGUGGUAGAGGUAGAGGUCGAGGUCGUGGUCGUGGCCAAUGGCGCGGCCGAGGUCGUGGACGUGGAUAUGGUAGAGGUCGUGGAGGUCAUUUCACAAAUUCACAUUCCCACCAGAAGUGGGAACGUAGGGAUGAAAAAGAGAAAAGUGAUAACAAUAUAUGUUACCGUUGUGGAGGAAAAGGUCAUUGGUCUCGGGUUUGUAGAACUCCAAAACAUCUUAUUGAACUUUACCAAGAAUCAUUGAAGAAAGGAAAGAAAGUUGAGAACAUGGAUAUUACUCAAGUUCAAUUUGCUAUGAAUGGUGAAGAAUUAUGUCUUGCUGACAGUGUAACUACACAUACAAUACUUAAAAAUAAAAAAUAUUUCUCUCAUUUGAUGAUGAAAAGGAUUAAUGUAAGUACCAUAUCGGGUAGUACAAAUAUCAUUGAGGGCUCCGGAAGAGCCACUAUAAAGUUGCCUUGGGGAACUGAAAUUAAAAUAAUUGAUGCUUUAUACUCCCCAUUGUCUCAAAGAAAUUUAUUAAGUUUUAAGGAUAUUCGCAACAAUGGUUAUCAUAUUGAGACAAUCAAUGAGGAAAAUAACGAAUUCCUUCAAAUCACAAAUAUAACUCAAGGCUCAAAACAUGUUUCGGAGAAACUACCUACAUUCUCUAGUGGUUUGUACUACACAAAAAUCAAUGCUAUUGAAGCUCAUGCUAUAGUAAACCAGAAGUUUACUGAUGAUUUUGUUGUUUGGCAUGACUGGUUAGGCCAUCCCUGUUCAAUAAUGAUGCGAAAAAUAAUUACGAAUUCAUGUGGACAUUCUUUGAAGAGCCAGCAAAUUCUUCAUAAUAAUUUUUCAUGUGCUGCUUGCUCGGAAGAUACUCCCAUUAAGACUAUUCGGCUUGACAAUGCUGGUGAAUUUACAUCUCAAGCUUUUAAUGAUUAUUGCAUGUCCAUUGGGAUAAAUGUUGAACAUCCUGUAGCACAUGUUCAUACACAAAACGGUCUAGCAGAGUCAUCAAUAAAACGUAUUCAGUUAAUUGCUAGACCAUUGCUUAUGAAAUCCAAUCUCCCAAUUUCUUCUUGGGGACAUGCUAUAUUACAUGCAACAACACUAAUUCGCAUUAGGCCAACAAGUUAUCACAAGUUCUCCCCAUUACAAUUGGUUUAUGGUCAGGAACCAAAUAUUUCCCAUCUAAGAAUUUUUGGAUGUGCGGUUUAUGUUCCAAUAGCUCCACCACAACGCACUAAGAUGGGUCCUCAAAGGAGGUUGGAUUGUCAUUUUAACGAGUCACUUUUCCCAACAUUAGGGGGAGAAAAGAGAGAGCUGGAAAAUGAAAUUAAAUGGAAUGAAUUAUCAUUAUCCUAUCUUGAUCCUCGAACUAUACAAUGUGAACUGGAAGUUCAAAAGAUAAUUCAUUUACAAAGUUUAGCGAAUCAAUUGCCAGACUCGUUUGCUGACCCAAAAAGAGUGACCAAGUCACAUAUUCCAGCUGUUAAUGCUCCAUUUAAAAUAGAUGUCCCGGAAGGACAAAAUAAAAUUGCUAAUGAGUCUAAACCACGCCAGAAACGUGGAAGACCAAUAGGUUCCAAAGAUAAGAAUCCUCGGAAAAGAAAAUGA